This is a messenger RNA of Drosophila hydei, 1914 nucleotides long. RefSeq names its product RISC-loading complex subunit tarbp2 (gene loqs). The coding region runs from base 171 to 1637 and encodes 488 amino acids. The record is from RefSeq and is a predicted model, not a curated record. Lineage: Eukaryota; Metazoa; Arthropoda; Insecta; Diptera; Drosophilidae. The transcript is spliced from 5 exons.
CAGAAGCAUCACAAAUACAUAUAUACGCAGAUAUCGUGUGUGCGUCUGGAUUUUGCUGUAUUUUUUAUUUAAGAAUGAAUUAUUAAUACAGAAUUAAUAAAUUAUUAUUAAAUAAAAAACAGCACAAACCCGUCAACCAACCAUACACCAAGUCUAUAAUUACGUUAAAUAUGGAACCAAAAAGCUAUCAUGCCCACGAACACCACCACCAGCAGCAGCAGCAUCCGCAUCAGCAUCAGCAUCAGCACCAGCACCAGCAGCAUUUGUAUGAACAGCAAAUGCAUCUGCAACACCUCCACCAGCAUCAGCAUCUACAACAGGAGCAACAGCAGCAGCCGAUGCCCAUGCAAGCAGGUUUUGCACCGCGUCGUCAAUAUGACAACAUGGGCAAUUCGCCUGCUGCCAUUGCGGCUGCCUGUUUGUCCAACGGCGCUGCUGGCGGUGGCAACAAUUCGAUGUCCAAGCCGGCAACAAUGCAACAGCGUCCAAAAAUGAAAAAGGAGAAACAGCUGCAGGCGCUGCAUCAGCAACAGCAACAUCUGUCGGAGCUGAGCGGCACAGGCAGCACCGGUAUGCUGCCUUCUGAUGAGACGCUGAAGUUUGUCAAUGACACGGAUGCCAACGGGCUUGCCAUGAAAACGCCCGUUAGCAUCCUGCAGGAAUUGCUAAGCCGGCGCGGCAUCACGCCGGGCUAUGAACUGGUCCAGAUCGAGGGGGCUAUACAUGAGCCAACGUUUCGGUUUCGGGUCUCGUUCAAGGACAAGGACACACCUUUCACGGCAAUGGGCGCUGGACGCUCCAAAAAGGAGGCCAAACAUGCAGCCGCUCGUGCUCUAAUUGAUAAGCUCAUCGGCGUACAGCUCGAGACACAGGGCAAUUCAGCAGCCGCAGCAGCAGCAGCUGUUGGUUGCUCUAUGGCGGGCAGUGGGGGCGAUGGCAAUGCCAAUCUCACUGGCAGUGGCGACGGCGGCGACAAGAUCGUGGGUAAUCCCAUUGGCUGGCUGCAGGAGAUGUGCAUGCAGCGUCGCUGGCCGCCGCCAUCGUACGAAACGGAAACAGAGGUUGGCCUGCCGCACGAGCGACUAUUCACAAUCGCUUGCACCAUAUUGAACUAUCAUGAGGUUGGCAAGGGCAAAAGCAAGAAGAUAGCGAAGCGUUUGGCCGCCCACAAGAUGUGGACUCGCCUGCAGGAGACGCCCAUCGAUGCGGCCAAAAUCAAUGACAGCCUCUGCAGCGAACUGGAGGGCGAUCCCCGCAUUAACGAUCAUUAUUAUGGUGAUUUGAAAGAUAUCACUGUGCCAACACUGACCACGCUACACAGUAAUAAAGUGUCCCAGUUCCAUAAGACAUUGAAAAAUGCGACGGGCAAAAAACUGCUUAAAUUACAGAAGACUUGCCUGAAGAGCUCAAAGAUUGACUACAUCAAGCUGCUUUCAGAUAUUGCUGCCGAGAAUCAAUUCGAGGUCACAUACGUGGAUAUUGAGGAGAGGACUUUUAGCAGCCAGUUUCAGUGCCUGGUGCAGUUGUCCACAUUGCCAGUCGGCGUCUGCCAUGGCACUGGGUCAACGGCGUCGGAGGCACAGCGACAUGCAGCUCAGAAUGCCUUGGAAUAUCUUAAGAUUAUGACCAAAAAGUAGGCAACAAUAACUGAAAUAGCAAAAUCUGAACGCACAUAACGACGAACGAUAGUAUGACGAUGAUGAUGAUGAAAAUUGCAUAUGUCCUUAGCCCCAGACCCCGCCCCUAUUUUCUGUUUACCAUGGUUUAAAGCAACAACAACACUCAACAUUCAACAUUGUAUUUAAUAUUUAUUAUUAUUAUUGUUUUGAGCUUAGUUCCGAUGUGAGUUUAUAGCUAAUCUGUACUAUUCGCAAAUCGUAGAUAUUAAAUACCUUGAUACGAAUGCACAAGCAA